UAAUGUAUCGGAUCGUUGGCAGUGCAUCGAAAUGUGUAUCGCAUCGUCCUCAGUGAUGGAGAUGUACAUCCCUAGCAGCUAUGCACCUCCCGAGACUACCUGCCCGGAAGUAAACAGAACCUCGAUGUUGUUCACAUCCGACAGGAGUUAGGCGUCGCUACUUUUAAACACUAAGGAAGGACCCGGGUGCUAAUAGCUAACCUCGUUGUGCAGAGUAGCCUAUCCCUUUUACUCCACCAAGAUGUCAAAGCUAGAUUUGUUUAGAGGAUUUAUCCGUGAGAGACUAUCAACGGCAGCUUUGGAGAUUUUCGCGGUCGUUGAAAAAACGUUUGCUGAGUUCCAAGAAGAAAUGUAUAAUUCCAAGGAGGAGAGCGCGCGGCUCAAACAAUUGUUGGACAUUGUUACUCCACCGGAGAUCAAGAUACACCGAAUAGAAGUGCAGCAGCUCUCUCUCCCAGAGCCCCCACAGAAUAAAGAGGAACAGGAGAUGUGGACCAGUCAGGAGGAAGAGUUGCUCAAAGGACUGCAGUCUGAAACUACAGAUCCUAGAUUUACAGAGGAGUCUAAGUUUUUAAACAUCAGAAUGUCUCAAUUAAAUGUGAUAAGAGAACUUUGUGGUGAAAUACUGACAACGGCAGCUUUGAAGAUUUACUGGGCUUCUGAGAAACCGCUUGCAGUGUACCAGGAAGAAAUCUCUCGUUCCAAGGAGGAGAGCGCAUGGCUACAACGGCUGUUGGACGUUGUUACUCAACCUGAGAUCAAGCUACAACAAACAGAUGUGCAGCAGCUCUCUCGCCCGGAGCCCCCACAGAUUAAAGAGGAACAGGAACUGUGGACCAGUCAGGAGAAAGACCAGCUCCAAGGACUGCAGUCUGAAACUACAGACACCAUAUUCACUUCUCUCAGUGUGGAACAUUAUUCUGAUCUGGAGAGCUCCUCUAAAUGUUCAGAUUUUGUCCAGACUGUUAAAGUGGAGGACAGAGAAGGAGACUCUCUACCCACCAACACAACUGAGGAGCAAAUCAACGAAGAGCCUCAUGUACAAGACUAUGCAGCACCAGAACCAGGCAGUGACUCUCAGCCCCUCUCUGUUGUAGCUCCAGACUGUCCUGCAGCUCAGAGUUUGGAGGAGGAGGAACAUGGAGGAGUGCUGCUUUUACAGAACAGAACACAAAACAAUGAGGCUCUUCCAAGGGACAAUAGACCACAGGGAAGUCACACAGGAAAAACAAUACAUCAGUGUCAACAAUGUAACAAAACUUUUAUAUCUGAAUCUUUUUUGAUUAUGCACAUGAGAACACACACAGGAAAGAAACCUUUUCAGUGUCAAAAAUGUAACAAACAAUUUGCUCAGAAAUGUAAUCUUGUUGGUCACAUGAGAACACACUCAGGAGAGAAACCUUUCCAUUGUCAACAAUGUAACAAACGAUUUGCUUACAAAGGUAGUGUUGUUGGUCACAUGAGAACACACACAGGAGAGAAACCUUUCCAGUGUCCACAAUGUAACAAACGAUUUGCUCACAAAGGUAGUGUUGUUGGUCACAUGAGAACACACACAGGAGAGAAACCUUUUCAGUGUCAACAAUGUGACAAACAAUAUGCUGACAAAAAAAGUAUUGUUGGUCACAUGAGAAAACACACAGGAGAGAAACCAUAGUGUGAAUGAUGUAAUGUUUUAUGCCAGUAGACCAGUUUGGUUUAUCUAUUGAGAAAUUAUACGAGUUUGAAUUGAUUUCCUGUCCAGUGGGUAUUUAUAUGCUUUACUUCCUCCCUUGUUGUAUGUGCUGGUGCCAAGCAAGGAGCACCUUCCACCUUAGAUACCGUUACCUUCCACUUUAGAUAUUUUCGAAAAGGUUUCGAAAGGUUGAAAAAAAAAUUCUGAACAUAUACAUACAUCAACAGCAUCACUCUUUGCUAUAUAAAUGUCCAGAUUGUAAUUUAUAGGGGGGGGAUAUUUUCCUCAGGCCUACAGGAAAAUAUUUCCCUGUGUUCUUAGUGUAAAAGACUGAAUAAACUUGUUACACGUAAUGAUCACAGUGACAAAAAUCACCAGCAUAACUGUAUUGCGUACAAAAUCAUCCACCGGUAAUAUACAGGGGGGAACCACUUUCAUCAGGCCUCCAGGGAAAUCUGUUCCCCCUGUGUUCUCAGUGUAAAAGACUAAUGUCAAAUAUUUAACAAAUAUUUUCUACAAAAAGUUUUGAAAUGUUGAAAAUAAAUUAUUUUAAAAAAUGGGUUUGCAUCAAUAAUGUGUACAGUACAUAUUUAAACCUUUUAUGACCUUUUUUAUUGUAAUUUCUUUUUCAACCUUCCAAAACCUUUUUUUCAGGCCUCCAGGGAAAUCUGUUCCCCCUGUGUUCUCAGUGUAAAAAACUACUGUUCUCUAUUUUACUCUGCUCUGCUUUACUCUACUCUGUUAUAGGCUUCUCUGUUCUCCUCUUCUUACACUGUGGAAAAAAGGUUUUGAAAGGUGGAAAAUAAUAUCUUUUGAAAUGUUGAAAAAGUACUUCAUUAAAAAAAUCUAUCAAUAAAAUGUUUUGAAAAAAAGGUUUUAAAGGUUUUAAGUUUUGAAUAAAAACGUUUUCAAAAGGUUUUAAAAACGUUUUGGAAAACGUUUCUAUAGGUCAACCAAGUUGUUUUUUACUUCAUUAAUUCAAAUUAUUUAUUGUAGUCCCUUUAGUCUCUGCACCUUUUGUAUAGUAUAGUUAGACUUGUUUAAACUUACACCACUUAUUUAAGAUUUACCCCAAUAUGUUGAAUUUACGCACCCUCCUGCCACAGUAAAUUCCUUGUCUGUGUAAACUUUCAUGGAAAUUAAAACCCUUUCUGAUUCUGAUAUGAAAAGCAUACCCAUCUGAAACAGGUAUCUAAUCAGACUGAUCAACUUCUGAGAAUAGAGAAGGGAAAGGUAAACAUGUGAAAAGUGCUUUAUAACUACUUCAUAAUAGCAUAUCACAUUCAUCAAGUAUUGAGUUGUUCCAUUAGUAUGUUUUCAUAUGUUCUUUAGAUUUCAAUACAACUGACAGAUUACUAAUUGGUCAACAUUUUGCCAUAAAAGCUCUAGUUGCCUGUUGCUUUGAUAACUUAAAAGCGAUAGCCUACAUAUUUUUGGGCGAUCUGGUAACUUUAAUUUAACUUUAAUGAAAUAUAAAUUGGAGCUUUUACUUUGAAAUAUAU
Molecule: messenger RNA, 3177 nt
Organism: Hypomesus transpacificus
Lineage: Eukaryota; Metazoa; Chordata; Actinopteri; Osmeriformes; Osmeridae
Product: zinc finger protein 180-like
Exons: 4
Coding region: 242-1657 (471 amino acids)
Biological process (GO): regulation of transcription by RNA polymerase II
Molecular function (GO): DNA-binding transcription factor activity; RNA polymerase II cis-regulatory region sequence-specific DNA binding
Source: RefSeq, a predicted model, not a curated record